AUUGUUAUUUAGAGAUCUUUUCUUCAUAUCGAUUCAAGGGUCUGGAAGCACUGAGCCCCAGUGUGGCACCUCUGAGACUGUGCCAUGCCUUCCAAGUUGCAGAGCGCUUUCCCAGCACUGUGUCUCUUUGGGGUCUUGACCUUACUUCUGUGCCCUUCUGGCUUGUGUGAUUGCAAAAUGUUCCCAAGCGUUGCCCAUGGAUUCCAUAAAGACGUGAGCUCAUUUUUCUCCUUUACUACUGCGGUGCAGUAUAAAUGCAAUGAAGGUUACGUUCUGGUUGGACAGUCCAAAAUCACCUGCAGAAACUCCCGCUGGUCGGCUUCGGCUCCUGAAUGUAAAGCCCUGUGUCAGAAACCAGAGAUAAAGAAUGGAGACCUGACUGUGCCUAAGCACCAGUACGUUGAGCCUGAAAAUGUGACCGUCCGGUGUAAUGAUGGCUAUGAUAUGGUUGGUUCCCCAAAUCUUACCUGCUCCGGGAACGGAAUGUGGUUGCCAGCAGUGCCCAAGUGUCAGUGGGUAGAGCAGAUGGGCUGUGAGCAAGUGCUAAAAGGCAAAAAGCUCCUGGAAUGCCUCCCCUCCCCGGAGGAUGUGAAAAUGGCCCUGGAGGUGUAUAAGCUGUCAGUGGAGAUUGAGCGCCUGGACAAGAGUUCGGCUUGAGGGGAAUGCCGUUGAGAAACCAGUACGUCCACACCCCCCGUGCCUGCUGCCUCCCUGCAAAAAAGAGAGAAUUAGGUACAUUUUUCCAUUAGCAACCCUACUAAUUGUUCCUUAAGUACUGUUUACUAAAAAAAAAAAAAAAAAAAAAAAAA
Molecule: messenger RNA, 809 nt
Organism: Herpailurus yagouaroundi (jaguarundi)
Lineage: Eukaryota; Metazoa; Chordata; Mammalia; Carnivora; Felidae
Product: apolipoprotein R-like
Exons: 4
Coding region: 85-657 (190 amino acids)
Source: RefSeq, a predicted model, not a curated record